AUGAGAAGAGUAGUAGUAACAGGCAUGGGAGCAGUAACUCCUCUUGCUGUCGGUAUUUCCAAGUCCUGGCAACGACUCGUGGAGGGCAAGUGUGGUAUUCGAUCCAUCAAGAACCAGCUCGAGUUCAAUGGCAUACCCAGCCAAGUCGCCGCCACCAUACCAAUUGGUACAUCUGGAAGUGGGGGGUGGGAUCCUAACGAAUGGCUAAGGCGGGGGGAUGCACGAAGAAUGGCUCUUUUCACGCAAUACGCUGUUGCAGCGGCGGAAGAAGCGCUAGACGACGCCCGGUGGAGGCCAACCAGCCAGAACCAGCAGGAACGAACUGGAGUUUGUUUAGGAUCUGGAAUCGGCAGUCUAGAGGAUAUGUACGAUUCCUCAACGACUUUAUCGAAAGGUGGUGCCAAAAAAUUAAGCGCACUCUUCGUUCCCCGGUUACUCAUAAAUCUUGCCGCCGGGCACAUUACCAUGAAGCACAACUUCCAAGGCCCUAAUCACGCUGUAUCGACCGCCUGCACGACUGGUGCGCACUCCAUUGGCGAUGCCAGUCGUUUCAUACAAUUUGGCGACGCAGACGUGAUGAUCGCCGGGGGCAGCGAAGCCUGUAUUCACCCCCUCGGCCUGGCAGGUUUCUCCCGGCUAAAGAGUCUGUCGUCGGACUCUAACAGUCAUCCGGAGCGGUCCUCCCGCCCAUUUGACCGCGACCGCUCAGGAUUCGUUAUGGGUGAGGGUGCCGGAGUCCUCGUGCUUGAAGAACUAGAGCAUGCCUACGCCCGCGGGGUGACUCCCUACGCAGAACUUCGGGGAUACGGAUUGUCUUCGGAUGCCCACCACAUUACUGCCCCGCCGGAGGAUGGGGGCGGCGCGUAUCUUGCUAUGAAAAGGGCGUUGCAACACGCCCGGAUCAAGCCCAAGGAUGUGGACUACAUAAACGCCCAUGCAACUUCGACCCUGCUUGGGGACGCGGCGGAGAAUAGAGCCAUCAAGCGAUUGAUGCUUGGAGAAGAGGGGCGCGAAAAGGCUUCUGAUGUGAAUAUUUCUAGCUCAAAGGGUGCUAUUGGACAUCUACUUGGUGCGGCUGGCGCCGUGGAGGCGAUUUUUGCUGUCAAAGCAUUGGACGAGGGUCUCCUGCCGCCCACGUUGAACUUAGAAAACACCACGGAGGAGUUUGACUGUAAUUACGUCCCCUUGAAGACGCAGAGCGAGAAGGUGGACGUGGCAAUUUCCAACAGCUUUGGGUUUGGGGGCACGAAUGCGAGUCUUUGCUUCUCGAAGGUUGCUUGAUUGAACACUAGAUGGAGGUCGUAGUGGUGGUGUCGUGAAAUUGGCUCCAAGGCUUAAAUUGUGUCGAUAGGGGGUUGCAAUGUACCGAUGGGCAUCGUGAGAUGGAACAAGAAUCGUAUAACCUCCAUGUUUUCAAGGGAGUGUACGUAGAUAGGCCGCUAAUAUCGUGCAUCAAAUGUAUGAUAAAAAGGGGUUGUGAUAUCCAAUGGCUUUCCUUCUUCGA
Messenger RNA from Tuber melanosporum (Perigord truffle), 1504 nucleotides. RefSeq lists its product as uncharacterized. The record is from RefSeq and is a predicted model, not a curated record. The coding region runs from base 1 to 1281 and encodes 426 amino acids. Gene Ontology annotation, biological process: fatty acid biosynthetic process. Gene Ontology annotation, molecular function: 3-oxoacyl-[acyl-carrier-protein] synthase activity. Lineage: Eukaryota; Fungi; Ascomycota; Pezizomycetes; Pezizales; Tuberaceae. The transcript is spliced from 6 exons.